AUGAAACGAACAAUAUUGUUGAUACUAUUGACUCUAUGUAUUAACCAAUGUCUCAGUCAAAAAGGUUUCUCGAAACAAUUUCAAGCAACAAUAAAUAUAACUGGAUUACAGUCAUGGGAUACAUCACUGGGCGUUCAAAAAUUAUUGUACGAUUAUGAAAACUUAAGAGCUCAUAUUGAUAUUGAAGGUUGGCGAGCACAACAAAAGGAAGUUUACAUGAUUAAAUACAAGCCUGAAGGUGCUGAACCAGAUUCCCCAGCUUCGCAGGGUUAUACAUUGUUCAAUUUCAAUCCUGAUUAUCCAGAGUUGACCAAAAAUAAUUGUUGGUACAGAACAGAUCCAAUGGGUGAUACAGGCCCAUUUCCAUGGACCUGGUUCCAUGAUUCAAAAUAUGUCGUUGAUGAACAAGAUCAUACUAAAAUUCAACCGUGGUUUCCAUUACCAUCAAAUCUUAUCAAUAAGGGUGAAGAAUGGAUACCAGAAGUUCAACUAAAUGCAAUAAGAUAUGAUUCACCGGAAAUAUGUGAUUUAAAACGAUCUGGUAUUGGUAAAGUUCCAUGUUUAAGCUAUUUUGAAACAGAAGAUAGACCAGUUAAAACUAUUCAUGCACGUGCUGCUGCCGUAGGUGGUUACGACAGUGACGUAUAUACAAGUACGUUUUAUUUAACAUUUAUCCAUGGUAUUUCGCCAGAGGCAGAACAUUUAUUUGAUUUACCAAAUCAAUGGCCCUCUUAUUGUGGCAAUGCAAAUACAGAUCCUAUGCAUGGAUUUGUAGUAACUCCAGAUGGUCCAGAUCAUUUUUCAUUGAAAUUAAACACACCACCAGUUCGUUCACUUGGUAAUCAAGUGACAGUUGAGUUUAAAGCACAACCAAAUUGGUAUUACAAUGGUACACGAUGUGCUCAAUUUAAUUCAAUUAUUUUCGAUAAAGGAAAUUGGAACAAACCACAACAAGUUGAUAUGUCUUUUGGUGAUUAUGGUUGUUGCACAUAUGCAAUUACUGCAAAUGGUGGUGGAUAUGAAUGGCAAUAUCAAGUACAAACAUUUGUUGUUUAUGCAUGUGAUGGAGAAGCUGGAUAUGGCUGCAAAGGCAAAGAACCAUGUGGAGCCUGA
Rotaria sp. Silwood2 is the source of this 1113-nucleotide messenger RNA. The record is from the annotation of a GenBank genome assembly. NCBI's taxonomy places the organism in Eukaryota, Metazoa, Rotifera, Eurotatoria, Philodinida, Philodinidae.